UACAUGCAUCUAUUGUUGUUAUUUAUUGUAUUAUGUGGCUUACCAGGACCUCAAGAAAGAAGAAAAUUGAUUCUUCCAGGAUCUGUAGUUCAGUGUAUAUAAUAUCUAAGAAGAAAAGACCUGUGUACAUGCAUAUUGUUAUCUAUAUAUUGUUAUAUGGUAGUGUUUUGUGGCUUGAUUCUGCCAGGAGGAUCUGGAUAUUAUUUUCUCACACGUGGGGAAUGAGCGCGCAUGCGCAUUACAUCCAUAUAGGAAUAAUUAAAGGGUGUGUCCAAUAAUGGCUACUGCUAGCUAGCUGUUUUAACAGAUAUUUUCUGAGUAUUGUAGCUAACAAAAAGCUAGCGCUUGAGUGCAAGGCUAACUCAUAUGUUGAAUAGAAAGUUUGUGCGGACAGAUGAUGCUAUGAAAGAUCCUGAAGAGACUGCAACAGCCUUCAAUGUGAGUCAAACUAGCCAUAACUCGAGAAAGAAGCUUUAGUUUGCUAAUCCACGAAUCAAAAUCCAAGAGAACGUGGCUAGAAGCCUAUAGAAGCUGUUAGUUUUCGUCGCAUUGUAACCGUUGAGCAGUUAUAGCUGGAAUACACACACACACAGACAGACAGACAGACACACACACAGUCAGCUUUACCGUAUCCCUCGUGCGGCUACGCCUCGAGGCAUAAUUAAGGAAGUGGUAUAAGCUCAAGCGGAUGUGGGUAAAACUUACAGUCCAGCAAGGUUGCUAAUUAAUAUAUUUCAUUUAUAGUAGCACUGCUCAGCAAGAAGGUUCAUUUGCAAGACAUUAAAUUAUGGAAUUAUCUGCUGUGUUGAGUCUUGCACUGAUUCAUGUUUGUGUUGUGAGUGCAGCACGGUCUGUCGAGAAUCUGCCACCGUACGACAACAUUGUUGAGCUCACUGAUCUCUACAAAGAUAGUCUGCGUGUGCAGGAAUCUGAGGAUAGAUUCUUCCCUUCUAUUCGAUUCACACACAAUGGCAGUAUAAUCGGCUGGCGGUUUCCAGCCGCCCCCGGAAAUGGACGAGUGGAACCAGUUCUAAGUAUUCUAAGGCUCAUUUCAGGAACUACAUACAAUCGUACGCAGCGAAUCCCAAUCAGUACUUGCACCGUGCGGAUGUAUCAGCUGAGCAAUGGUGUAAAUGUGGAACUUCACGAGUCUGGACCACUAGAGCCAGUACCAUUCAAAGAGGGGGAUAUUCUCGGUCUGCAUCUGAGGAACAGCAAUGCCCACUUUGUACCCUACCUGUACGACAGUGCAUUGGAGGGAGGUCAGACACUCGUGAGCUAUAUCCUCGCCAGGCAAGCAAUACGCAACAAUGAGGUUACCCUUGAUAAUCUUCCCACUGAUACACGACAACCACUGUUCGGACUAGCAACUUGUAACUCAAGUGUGGAAAAUGUGAACGACAGUAUGUACUGUAACGGGAAAACUCUAUUCAACAACUCUACAUGUAUUGAGUUGUCUCCAUCAGAUUCCCCACCAAGCUCAGAGUUCCUCGUGACUGUCAUCACCGUGCCGAUCCUGGGAGUGCUCUUACUACUCGUGGUGGGCAUGGUGCUGGUCGUGUGUCUCUGUAUCUGCUCUGUCCGAGCCAGCAAGAAGAGACAGCACUCUAUGUACAAUGAGGAAGUUGCUAUGGAUGAGUUGAAUGGCACGAUAUCGACAUUCGAUGAUCUCGGUGAUGCUCAUGAUUAUGAUGUGGUGAAUGUGAAAGAGACCACUCUGCGAGAGGUGGACAAUAGCAUGUACAAACCUGGCACCACCUCCCCGGGUAGUUACCGGGACGGCAAUGGAGCUGUGGCCAACUACGAGGAGCCUGUGCUCUCUCAGUCCCAGGAGAGUUUUGUGCAUCUCUACGACAAAACCCAUGGUAUUGUCUUUGCUGCCGGCACUCCACCCCCUCCGUUUAACCACACCCCCUCUCCACAGUCGUUCCACUCACACCUCCCGCCCACUCCCUCUCCACAGUUUCACCGACCACACUUCCCUCCCACCUCCUCACAACAGUCUGGCUACUACCACUCCCUAGAACGCUCCCUCCAGGAUCGUCCCCAGGGAUCCCUCAGCUCUCUGGUGAUUCAGACAGUGGCCAGUGAAGGCUCCACUCCCAAUGGUUCCCCCCCAAGGUCACAGCACUCCUCCACCCUGCCAGUGGAUAGGCGCCUCUCUGUGAGCCCCAAGCCUCGUCAUCGCCUGAAGUCCACCCCCAAUACCAAAGUCACUGCUUGUAUCCUUGGCGACCCGAAUCAGUCACAUGAUCCACUACGCCCACAAUCAGAACAGGGGUACGCAAGCCUCAGGGAAAACGGUCACUCAUUUAAUUUUGAAACUGGAGUGUAUGUCCCUACCAAGAAGCAGAUCAACGAGUUGUCUUCCAGUCCAAGAGAUUCCCUCUUUGAUGACAAGGGUGACAACAGCCCGUGUGUCAACAACUGGACCUUCUUUGAGGAGAUAGACAAGUACUGGAGGCCAGCCUCCAACACAGCCAGCCUCUACCAGCAGCUAGCCAGCAGAAAGUACAGGGAGGUCAUUCGGAAACAAAUACAGGUGGUGAGUCAUCUGGGCUCUGGUGAGUUUGGCACCGUGUGUAAGGGAGUAUGGAGCACUGAGCAGGGGGAGAUGGAGGUGGCCGUCAAAAUGCUCACUGCACGGUCCAACGAGGAGGCCACAGUCAGGUUCCUCCAGGAGGCCGCCAUCAUGGGGCAGUUCAGACACCCCAACCUCGUCAGACUGCACGGAGUUGUCACUGUCGGAGAACCAGUUAUGAUAGUGUUGGAGUUGGUCAACAAUGGAGACCUCAGGAAAUAUCUCAAGUCACUCAGAUCAAGCCAACCAGUGUCGGACACCCUCCCCCAGCAGCUGCUGAGCUUCUCCUCCCAGGUGGCUCUGGGUAUGGAGUAUUUGGCCAGAAAGGAGUUUGUUCAUCGCGACAUUGCAGCCAGGAACAUACUACUCACGGAUGACUUUGUCUGCAAAAUUGCAGACUUUGGCCUGUCACGUGACCUGGAAGACGAGGAGUACUACGUCUCCAAUGGCGGCAAAAUCCCUGUCAAAUGGACAGCCCCAGAGGCGAUCCAUUAUCGCAGAUACUCCCCUGCCAGUGAUGUGUGGAGCUUUGGAGUCCUCCUCUACGAGAUAUGGAGUCUGGGCGCAUCACCAUUCAAGAAUAAGUCAGCUGAGGAGACUGUGGCACUGGUGGACAGUGGGUAUCGAUUAUCACCGCCUCCGGGCUGCCCCAAGGCUAUCUACCAGCUCAUGAUAGAGUGCUGGCAUCCUGAUGCUCAAGACAGACUCAGCUUCACAGAGCUGGUGACCAGCUUAUCACAGUCUGGGGACACUCUCCUCAGGUGGUCUCAAGAAGACCUCUCCUCUCAUCCACAGGUGUGUGUGCUGGGCUCUCAGUUGAGUCAUGGAGAGCAGCUGUACCCAGAACUACAAAACAUGUACAGCUCCUAGCAACAUGUGUGUACAUGCAUUCCAUCACUUUUAAACCAUUUUUUUUUUAAUAAUUAUUUUACAUACACCAUCACUUCACUUUUAUAUUAAACCAUUUUUUUAUUGAAAGAAUUAUAUGCAUGUAAUACCACACAAUAUCAUAUAGUUUUCGAUGCUUUAUUGGUGUCCUCUUUCACUAAUGUACCUCCCUGUCUUCGGGCAAGAUUCUGUAGACAAAAUUAUCAAAUAUCAUUAUGAAUGUUCUGUGUGUAUG
Molecule: messenger RNA, 3704 nt
Organism: Halichondria panicea
Lineage: Eukaryota; Metazoa; Porifera; Demospongiae; Suberitida; Halichondriidae
Product: probable serine/threonine-protein kinase DDB_G0282963
Exons: 17
Coding region: 788-3451 (887 amino acids)
Biological process (GO): cell surface receptor protein tyrosine kinase signaling pathway; protein phosphorylation; multicellular organism development
Cellular component (GO): plasma membrane; signaling receptor complex
Molecular function (GO): transmembrane receptor protein tyrosine kinase activity; ATP binding
Source: RefSeq, a predicted model, not a curated record